AUGAAAAGUCACUUCAACUUGAUCACCAUUUUCCGAUGGGUAGACGACAAUCUCUUUAUUAAAGAAGUUGGCGCUGAUUUAUCGAUGAAAGACGUAGUAUUAAAAUCAACCGAGCUUGGAGUGAUGACAAACGUCAAGAAGUUCUCAGAUUUCUCGCCAGAACAAAAAUUCAUAGGCUUCGUAUGGAAUGGUGUAUCUAAGACAGUGAGACUGCCAGAGGGUAAAAUCGAGAAAAGACUGAAUCAGAUAUACCCCUUCCAAGUAACAAAGGCUACUUUCGAUUACGAAGAAGUCGAAAUUCUCGUAGGACGUCUUAACCACGUGACAUACAUCUUACCACACUUAAGAUGUAACUUAUGUUCCUUAUAUCGCUGGCUAAAAUCUUGGUUCUGGCGGAAAGCAAAAAGGGCGACUCCGGUAGACGUCCUCGAAGACCUUCAAAUUUGGGUGGAAACCUUGAACAAUUUUGAACACACGCGUCUAAUUAGAUGGGGACCACCUUUAGACGUCGGUUGGGUUGGGGACGCCUCCACCUCUUUCGGUAUCGGAAUAAUAGUGGGAAGGCAUUGGGCUCAAUUCAAGCUCAUAGACCCACUGUCUAAUAAGAAACAAAUCUCCCUGCUAGAAACAGUGGCAAUAAGACUCGGUCUCAUCAUGCUAUUGAAGCUUCGCGAUCAACGUGGUAAAUCACUCAUAGUUUGGACGGACAACACGACUACCGAAAACAGCAUCAACAACAUGAAAACAAAAGACAGAGAAGCAAAUGACAAAUGGAAGAAAAUACAGGCCAUCCUUUUACGUGAAUCGGUAAACUUAAUAGCAAGAAGGGUCGCAUCAAAAGAUAACAAGGCAGACGCCCUGUCGCAAGGGAUACGGUCAGGCCAGUCUGUAAAGUACCAGGUGUGUAUACAGGUGCCCCCUGACCUUCAAGACCUGUUGUCCCAGCCAGUCCUAUUUUUAACUUCACCAAAUCUCAUUACAUCCACUAUCAUGAAUUCCUCCUCAAAUGAAGCAUUUUUCUUCUCCAUAAAAGACUUCACAUCUCCGGGCCAUAUUUUGAAGAACCCAACUAAGCUUGAUCAGCAUGUUUUGAACGGCUGGUCGAGGUCGACCCUUAAAAGCUACAACUCCGCUGUUCGGAAAUUCCUGGCGUUUAAAAGGUCCCAAGGCCAUCCAAUUUUUCUCUUACCGGCCACCGAGGACGACAUCUAUAACUUCUGCUACUGGGCAGGGAAGAAAGACAUAGACGGUGGCGAAAGCGGGGUACUUGCGGUAACACUGAAAAAAUAUCUGCAGGGUUUAAAAGCCUGGCAUAUUUUCCAUGACUCGCCUUACCCAAUAAUCUCUGAGAAGAAAGCGGCCCUAUUGCUCAAGUCAUCGUUAAAAGUAGAGGCGUCAACGCCGAGGAAAGAACCAAAGAAUCCAGUGCUAAUUAGACACAUGGUUUGUCUAGCGAACGAUCUAUCGUCAGGCGAUUUAGAGGAUGCCGCAAUCCUCGACCUGGCAUUGGUAGCUUUUUGGGGCCUAGCCCGGCUAGGCGAGUUGACAACGGACCAGACAAGUCCACAACGUAAAAUUCUCCCGAGCUACGUCUCCAUACAUCCGACGGGUUCCUCCGUGACAGUGGAGCUCAAGGUAUCCAAGACAGCCCUGCCGGGCGAAUCUCAGUUCCUCCAAUUGAAAGGGAUGCUAAACAUACUCUGCCCGGUGCGAGCCCUGACUCGCCGUCUGGCAACCUGUGGAAGGAACGAUCAUGUGUUCAGCUAUCGGAAAGAUGGCUGUCACGUAACUUUAUCGAAAUAUUUCGUCAAGAAGCGACUCACGGAGUGUUGGACCGCGCAUAGUUUCCACGGCCUUUCAGGCCACUCAUUCAGAGUAGGAGGAGCGUCUUUCCAGAACGCUCUGGGUAUUCCCCCGACUCAGAUUUGCAGGGCGGGGCGCUGGGCCUCGGCCAGCUACAAGUUGUACAUUAGGCUAUACUCAGAGGAAGAUUUAACUGAGUCCUUGCAGCUGUUAUCAAGACUAGAUUUGCAAUGGAGGUUGUCAUGA
This is a messenger RNA of Puccinia graminis f. sp. tritici CRL 75-36-700-3, 2049 nucleotides long. RefSeq lists its product as uncharacterized. NCBI's taxonomy places the organism in Eukaryota, Fungi, Basidiomycota, Pucciniomycetes, Pucciniales, Pucciniaceae. Gene Ontology annotation, molecular function: DNA binding. The coding region runs from base 1 to 2049 and encodes 682 amino acids. The record is from RefSeq and is a predicted model, not a curated record. The transcript has 2 exons. Gene Ontology annotation, biological process: DNA integration; DNA recombination.